This is a messenger RNA of Notothenia coriiceps (black rockcod), 4080 nucleotides long. It is a transcript of the gene slf2, whose product is annotated as SMC5-SMC6 complex localization factor 2. Lineage: Eukaryota; Metazoa; Chordata; Actinopteri; Perciformes; Nototheniidae. The coding region runs from base 105 to 3872 and encodes 1255 amino acids. The record is from RefSeq and is a predicted model, not a curated record. The transcript has 21 exons.
ACACUCGAGCUCUCACUAUACUACCCCCGAGGAAUACAGUGAAGGACCCCGCAUUACAGCAAUACCACUGGCCCCAUUUUGCACCUUUUCAUCAGGACACUCCAAUGAAGCCAUCAAAUUUCCUUAACCGGUUUUCUUCACCACCACCCCCCCCCACUAGAAUGUUACCAUUCCAAAGUCCUGAACUGCCGAACCGUUGGAUACCAUGUCCUCCUUGUCCUCCAUGGCCGCCUUUUCCACCUCCAAGACCAUUCUAUUCAUCUGCGUUUGUUCCAAGAACCCCGCCUAAAAUGGGUUCUUCAGGGAGUAGGUUCCAAGUCAUGCCAAGGGGCAGUCCAGCUCCUCAUCAUCAUCACCAUAACUAUCCACCUCCAGGGUUUUUCUUCUCACCUGGGUGUGCUCCAUUCAGCCCACCUAAAAGGUUUACUCCAGUUCCCAGACCUCCCAGUGUCUUUCACCCUGCAUCUUCUCAAUUCAUGACACAUUUUAGCAACUAUCCACCACCUUCCCACAUCAGAAGAGAUCAAGCGACUGAAUCCACGAUCAAUGCGACAUACUCAGGAAGUCAAAAUGUGACGGCACAAAGCCAAGAAUCAAACAAGGCUCCAUCCAGUGAUGUAAGGAGUUCCAUACCCACUAUCGAGCUUCAAAAGCCACCCUUCACCCCAUCAUUCGGCCCCAGCGACGUUCCACAAGUUUCCCCACUGCCUAUUAUAGGCUCGGAGCAUUAUGGGAGCAGCCAGAGGCCCCACAGCCCUCUUCUUCCUUGCGAGAACCAACAACAUAAAAGAACAUCUUCAAAGGGAAACGUAAUAACAGUGGACUGGAAUUGCUCAUCUCAGAAGAGGCACAGGGAACCUGAGGAAUGUGGCGAUAGCGCUAAGAGACCGUGUCUUCUGCCAACAAACUCUGUCGAAGCACAGACACCAACACCCACUCCUAGCAACUGGGCCAGCACUUCCCUGCUGUCGGAGCCGUCAGCGAGGCACUCGUCAGGCUUGGAACUAUCACCCAAAACCACAGACAGCCAUCCGUGCGCAGAACCAGCAUUGAAACCCGCCCAGUCCUCCUGCGCAUCCCUGUCACCCAAAAGUUGUACACAGAGACGACCGCCAAUGGGGGCCAAGCAAGCCUAUAUCAAAUCCGACCCAAAACAAUCCUUAAUAAUAGAGUUAAGAUCACCGUCGAAGGAAGAAAGUGCAACGAAAAGGAGCGAGGAAAACGACCAAAACAAUAAAUCGAGCCCUUUGUUAUCCUCUGAGGUUCCCCAGAAGAACACUGUUGGCUCUUCGUAUGUUCAGUUAGGGUGUCACCACUCUGUUCAUACUCACUGUAGUUCCUCAGUCUUACCGGUCGAGACCCUGAGCAAAUGUGAUGCCGUGGAAAACUGUAACACUUCCAAACCAGCGUCACAAACAAUUUCAGGCUCUCUGAGCACAGUGGAACGGAACAAAACCAACCGCCUACGAAGACCUUCUGCAAUCCCUUCUGAUAUAGAUAGGCUUUUCACUCCUGAUCCCUUGAUCUACGGAAAGACUUCAAAACCCAAGAUAGACGGGAUCGAAACGACCACCACGGAGAAAAGCUGUUCAUCCAGCACUGUGACCAGCUCCAGUACUCCUCCUACUGGGACUUUGUGUUUCCAAACGGCUCCGUCUCUUGCAGUUGACACUAAAGUCUCCAACUUGCCCUCAUCACAUAACCCACACAUAACUAUGCCAACUGUAACUUUAAAGCGGAUAAACCUUGAAAACCUGAAAUCUAUUUCCUAUAGAGCCUGUGAACCUAAAAACUGCUCCAUCGCUUCUUCAGGCAAGCAGCUUAAGGAUGAGAGUUUAAAAUCUGAUGGGAAACUUACAAUUCUCGCCCCCCACAACGUGAGACCAAGCACUUCGGAGACUUGCACCACAACUUCUACGGCUCGUCCACACCAGGAGAGGUGCACGAGUGAAGGACGUAGAAAGUCGGUGAAUAAAGAGGAUCCCGAAGACUUGGAGCUGGACCUAGGCCUGAGAUUUGCACUAAAUGUGGACCUUACCGAGAGCUCCAACAGCAGUGACGAUGAGCAGCUGCUGUCGUUGCAGGAUAUAUUUGAGCGGGUCUCCAAGCCUCCUGAUACUCCAGAGAAGGGAUCCUUCUCAGAGCCGAGUACACCUGGGAAUAAGAGCUGCAAGUUAAAAACACAACCAUUAGCAGCCAACACAACGUCAGCCAUCUACAACAACAACCUUGACCACAUGCUGGAUGAAAUAAACACCAAAAAAAGAGGAAAAGAGGUUAGGACACAACUUCUCACCGAGUGUGAAGAAGACCAGUUUAGAAUAGCUGAAUAUGAGAAGGCCGAGGAGAACCGUGAGGCGGCCAUCUCCUCUGAGCAACAGGAGUUCCUGCAACGCUACUCUUUGAUGUCCAGUGCCAUCAGAGAAGUGCCUCCCGGGAAAAUGAUCUUCAUCCUGGAGAAGUUUGGCCGGAUCUUCAACCAGGAGACUCUGCAGCUGAGGCGAUGCAUGGUCAACCCUCAGGGGACAGCACAGAAAACACUUCUAUGGUCCAGCCCUGCUCAACUGAGAUUGCAUCUAAACAUUGAAUUAUUCCAGGACGCUUACGACUGUUGCUCACCCUGUCCAUCUCAGGUUACCAGUUUCCUUUUCAAGAUGAUGUCAGUCCAUAGGGAGAGGAUGGUAUCUGAAAAUAUACUAAAGACCCUCUGUGACAUUGCCCUGACUGCUGCUUAUCAGAUAGUGAAAAGUGGAAACCAGCAGUUUGAAGUGUGGGUGCCCAGUCUGGCCGAUGUGGUGCUGGUCCUGAUGAAUAUGGGGGUUGCGUUUGUUGCUCUCUUCCCUCUUGAACAUCUGCAGCCUCCAUUCACAGAGGGAGAUUUGCUGGAGGACAUCUGUAUCAAAAGUGAGAGUCCCUCCAGUAACGAGGAACACAGCAACUUCCCUGAUCACAACUGUAACAACAUCUUGAAGUACCUGUGGCACUGCAUGAGUCUGUGUCCACGGGUAUACAGCGACGAUGAGCUGCUGUUACUGCUGACUGUGGUUGGGAGGGUGGGCUUGGACCCUCGGCUCAUCCUCGAGUCCAAUGUGGAACUUUGCCCUCUACAGUUCCAUAUUGUCAAAAACAUCAGGGACUGGGACACCAUGCUGCCCAGAAUCUGUCUGGCCUUCACUGAUCUGACAGACGACCACCACAACAUGUGCGCCCUAGUUAAACUGCUGCCCGACAACGCACGUGGAAAGCAACUGCGUCAACAUCUGAGCCUGUCCAUGAUCUCUAAACUGUUGGACGGAAGUUGCACCUACAAACCAACAGCAAAGGAGUUUCAGCUCUCUGAACUGAGGAACUACCUACCCCGCAUGCAACCCUCCACCCUUCUCCGAGGCAUGUUGAAAUCCUCCAGCAGGAGACAGGGGGAUGAAGAAGAAGACAUGGCAGCCCUAGAUCAACAGACCUACUACCUCUGCUAUAGUCUUCUGAUCUUGGCGGAUGAAGCCUCCGAUAUUCAGUUCUUCCUAGCUCAUCAAAAGAAACAGCUUCUGUUUCUGUGCACUGAGUUGGAAACGCAUGUCAAGUGUGACAUCAGAGAGAACGAGAAAUGUCUUUACCGGAGCAAGGUGAAAGACCUGGUGGCCAGGAUCUACACCAAGUGGCAGAUGCUCCUUCAGAGGACCAGGCCUCUCCAUGGUAAACUGUAUGAUUAUUGGCAGCCUUUGUCUGUGGCUACAGUGACGAGCAGCCAAGAAGAGCAGGAAGUGGACAACAGUGAUGAUGGAGAAGAGCCUAUGAUGGAGGAAGAUGAAGAGGAGGACACCAAUGACACUGAAGAGGUUGUGAUGUUAUCUGAGGACGAGGAGAAGGAAGAGUGAGACAACGCGAGUUAACGAGUUCAUUUUAUAAAUAAUUCCCAGUUUUGCGUACUGCUUGUUGAUUCAUUGUUAAUUUCACUGUUGAGUGUGAGUGUUUUUUUUAAAUAUCCAUUUUGGACAAAUAUUUUUUUAAGAAUGACAAAUGUUUUUUUUAUGGCUGUAGCCAAAAAUAGUAAAUAAACUUUGUUUAUACAUGUUUGAAAAUGAA